Molecule: messenger RNA, 2394 nt
Organism: Mauremys mutica (yellowpond turtle)
Lineage: Eukaryota; Metazoa; Chordata; Testudines; Geoemydidae
Gene: TIRAP
Product: TIR domain containing adaptor protein
Exons: 4
Coding region: 798-1451 (217 amino acids)
Biological process (GO): signal transduction
Source: RefSeq, a predicted model, not a curated record
UUCUCUGUCAGAAAGUCAUUUUCCUGUGGGAAAGCAAUGAAAUCUGCAGGGGACAUAAAUUCUGCACAUGUGCAGUGGCGCAGAAUUCCCCCAGGAGUACUCUUGGCAGUUCAGGGAUUUGGGCAAUGAAGAUGCCACAGAGAACACCACAAAGACUGCGCUGAAACAGAGCCUGCCUGCUCCCCUGUGCCUGAGGGACACCUGGAGCCAGGGGGAGGCUGAGCCAUGAGCCCAGCUGCAGAAGCCCGCACAUAGGUGGGACCACCCCACUGUUUGAGUUGUGCUCUUGGGUGGGAGGGAACAGUUGUUACGAGGCCAGAGCCUGCCUGUUUGCAUCCCGGGAAGGUGGACUUAAGCCCAGGGGACCAAGUGUCCACUCUGCAAAGAGGGUGCUCUGCUCAUGCUCCCAAGGAUUCCUAUUUGGGUGGAAGGGUCUUGACACCUUUGGGUGCGUUUCCAGAUGCUGAGGCCAUCAAAACAUUGUGCUUGUCUAAGCAAACCUUGAGCGUCAGCAAUAAAUGGCCUUUGUUCUCAUUUCUUUAUUUUAAAGAAACUGCAUAUUCGACAAUAAGGAUCCAACCACACUCCGGCUCCUGCUGUUGCAACACAAGAGUACCCGAAGUAUCCAGUCUGGUGCUGGCUCUUAUGGAGCAGCUGUCCGCCUGCCAUGCUACAGCCAAUAUCUUUAGCAACACCUUAGGUGAUUCGUGAUGGAAGGGUGUGAUAUCUGUUGGUGGGCAGGAUAGCUUUUAAGUCAAGAUUCAUGUGGGCACUUCUCAUCUGACUGUUACCCCGAUAUGGCUGGCUGGGUCAGGCGGCUCCUGCAGAAACCCAAGCAAAGCUCCAGCUCCACAGGAAGCAGCUUGAACACCAAACAGUCACGCUCUUCCUCUUCCUCCUCCUCGGUGACAACCGCCAGCUCUUCCACCAGCAGUUCAGUGGCCAGCCUAGGACAACUGUCUCCUGCCUCCCAGGUGAGCAUCAGCAGCUCAGGGAGUGCCCGCUGGGCCAAGAGCUACGACGUGUGCAUCUGCCACAGCAACGGGGACUUUGAGUUUGUCGAGGAGAUGGUCUCGUAUCUGGAGAGCCAGACUGAGGGCAUCCGCUGCUUCCUGCAGCUGCGGGAUGCCAUGCCGGGGAGUGCUAUCACCACAGAGCUCUGCGACGCCGUCCAGAACAGCCACUGCUGGGUCCUGCUCAUAACCCCUAGCUUCCUCGAGGAUCCCUGGUGCAGGUACCAGAUGCAUCAGGCGUUGGCAGAGGCGCCGAUGGCCAAUGGACGCACCAUCCCCGUGCUGAAGGGCAUUGACCGGAGAGACUACCCCCGGGAGCUGAGGUGCCUCUAUUACAUCGAUGUGACGCGCAAGGAGAAUGGCUUCAGGCAGAUUAAGGACACGAUCCUGCGCUACCUGCAGGAGCUCUGUCGAAGCACUGUGAGCAGAAUAGAGUGACUGGAGUCCUGCAGGGGAAGGGAGCACCUUGAGAAAGCAGAUCCCGGCCGACGGGAAAUGGAACAAGAAUCCACACUGCUGUUUCCAAAGUCUCUGGAGCUGCCUCAUUUGAUCUCAGUGGAGAGCAGUUUCCAGGUGGCCUACGGCCAAGUUCCCCGAUGCACAAAGCACCUGUAGAAUUACAAAUGGGAACCGACUCUCACGAGGGCUUCCGAACGGAAGCAUUUCUCUCGCGUCAGGCUGCUCAACACCAUGAACACUAAUACCAGGCACUGCUGAGAGGACAAGCAAAAUGUCUACCAUCAAUGGAGAGUGAGGCGUACGUGUGGCUUCUGGUGCUAAAGACUUGGAAGAAGCAUGAGGCUUGUUCCACGUUGUACUGUACAGUGCAGGAGACUUGGCUGGAACUUGGAGCUUGAGUGUUGGUGACUCCAAGUAGUCGAGGGUAAACACAGGUAAAUGGCGUUUACCCACUUCUCAUUUGGGGAGUAGGGAGUCUAGUUUAGGUUUCUUCCUUUCAGGAAGCUGAUAGGCAGCUAAAUCGCUAACGACCUUCCAAAAGCCAGUUUGGAGCUCUUACAAUACCUAUGUUCAAUUCCCCCAAGCCCCAAGGAGCAUAGGCACCGACUCCAUUAUAUACACUCCACAGCUGUUUGGGUGGCAGCCACCGAUCAGUUGGGGAAGGCGUUUGGGGGAAGGUGGAGAGCAGCAGGCAGGUGAGGGAUGGAACAGGGCAGGAAGAGGUGGAGCGAGGGCAGAGCCUUGGGGCAGGACAGUGGAGCACCCCCGGGGGUGGCGGGGGACUCAGCGCCUAUGUCAAGGAGUAUAAACUGACAUGAAGUUUCCCCUUUUGGAGCUGUGACGCUCGUAUGAAGAGGAGCUAGUGUAACGUCAGUUUUAGUUUUGAUUUUUACAAUUGUAAUUUAAACGUGUGUACAAAUGA